CACUAGUUGAUCAUCCGUUCUGAGAUUUCUCAAUGUCUGUAAGAUAUUUUUGUGAAUUGGAGGUACCUACUCGACAAACUAUAAUAUUGAAAAUAAUUCAUAAACUGAAUGUUGUCCUUAAUAGGUAGUAUAUUAUGAAAUAGCAUCGUGGUUUAGAAAUAUUGUUUUGUUCAAAUAAAAAUCAGACGUAUGGCCACAAGAGUAAUCUCGUCAUUGUGGUCAGAAUAAUUACGACUGAUUAAUUAGUUCCCGAAAAGUAUAUCAGGAAAAAUUGCUAAUAACAUGGCGAAAGAGGAAGACGACGACAAUUUACCUGAUAAAGAUGCGGCCAAAGAAUUUUACGCUAAAUAUGAACCGAAAGAGAUUAUCGGAAGAGGAGUGAGUUCAACAGUAAGAAGGUGUAUAGAAAAGGAAACUGGUCGGGAGUACGCGGCCAAAAUUAUCGACCUCAGUCAAGAGUCUCAGGAUGGCGUGGACACACACACGAUGCGGGACGCGACGCGGCAAGAGAUACACAUACUGCGGAUGGUGGCCGGUCAUCCUUACAUUAGUGAUCGAACUCCAAGAUGUGUUUGAAUCAGAGACAUUCAUAUUUCUGGUGUUUGAGCUAUGUAAAAACGGAGAACUGUUCGACUACUUAACGUCUGUUGUUACACUCUCCGAGAAAAAGACCAGAUAUAUUAUGAGGCAAGUUCUAGAAGGAGUCCGUUACGUGCAGAGCAAGUCGAUAGUGCACCGCGACCUGAAGCCAGAGAACAUCUUGCUGGACGACCAGCUCAACGUCAAGAUCACAGACUUCGGCUUCGCAAAGGUCCUCAACGAGGGGGAGAAACUGUUCGAACUGUGCGGCACGCCGGGUUAUCUGGCGCCGGAGACGCUGAAAGCCAACAUGUUCGACGACGCGCCCGGCUACGGUAUGGAGGUGGACAUCUGGGCCUGUGGUGUCAUCAUGUUUACACUGCUGGUGGGUUGCCCGCCUUUCUGGCACCGAAAGCAGAUGGUAAUGCUUCGGAACAUCAUGGAGGGAAAGUACUCCUUUACCAGCCCUGAGUGGGCUGACAUAUCAGAUGAUCCCAAAGAUCUUAUCAGACGGCUUUUAGUAGUAGAACCAAACCAGAGGAUUUCUUUAGACGACGCGCUCAACCAUUCGUUCUUCAACCCUGUGUUGUGGGACCAGGAUAUGACGCCGCUCAAGAGGUCGCUGUCUUCUAGCAGCCGCAGGAUGUCUAGGAUCGACCAGUUGACAAUGGCGAUAAAGAGCGGCGGGUUCAACGCACGCGCGAAACUGCGGUUGGGACUAGUGACGGUUCGCGCAGCCGUGCGCCUCAGCCGCCUGCCGCAUACAGCCGCGCGCGACUUGCCGUUGCACGAUGCGUUGCGCGACCCCUAUACCACGCGUGUGCUGCGCAAGGUGAUUGAUGGAUGCGCUUUCCGGGUAUACGGUCAUUGGGUGAAAAAGGGCGAAGGCCAAAACCGUGCUGCACUCUUCGAGAACACUCCCAAGACGGAACUGAAAUCUUUAUAUGUCAGUAACCUCAGCCGAUAGCCGCUGCCCGCGGAGGGUAUCGGAGCAUUUCCUUGCCGCUCCUGGACUCCCAGUCAUUGGGGCAUCACCUACCAGGAUAGCAGAAAAUCAAGACGUCACGUCUCGGUCCAGUAAUUUGUCCGAUGAAGUGUGUCGACGAGUGACUUAGGUUAGUCGUAGAACUGUUCAACCCUCCGUAGUAUGCGUUCCAUACAGUCUUAGAUAAAUUUAAUCUUGUACUCAAUUACUACCGUUUACAGGCUGCAAGCCUGGUACUUACGUUGUAAUAACGUAAUAGUUUUCUUUUAUUACAUUUGUUUUGUAUCCGUUUCUCAUAUAAAAAAAAUGUACAAAUUUAGUCACGAAAGCAAUAAUGUUUGUAUUAAUAUGUAAUUCAGUGAUCAAAGAGUACCUAUUUAGUAAUUAGUAGUAUUGUUUUCUCAUUAUGUAAGGUUCACAAUGUAGAUGGUAUUUAUUAUUUAGUAUGUUCACAAUAUAAGGAUUUUUUAGGACAUUUUCCUAUUUUUUUUUACGAUGUGCAGUAUUAACUGCAACAUAUUUGUAAUGUUUCAUGACAAUAUCCACACAAAAGUGAAUUGUUGAAUAACUUUUUAUAAAAAAAAUAUUUGAUUAUCAAUAUUGUUAGCAAUACCUAUGUUUCGAUCCUAAGGUUUGUCGAACUUGACUCGUGUCUCCGUCACAUAAUCAUUUCAAUAAGUGACAGCAGACUAAUAAUCAUUUGUAGUUAAAAAUUUAAUUGUAAAUUAAUAAUUAUUUCCAUAAAAACAUUUUUCAUUGUUUCUAUUAUUAAGUGAUACGUUGUGAUUGAACUAAAAAUAAUGGCUGAAUCAAAUUAUUUGAUCACCAUAGUUUAUGUAAAGUUAUUACACUCAUAUACAUAUUAAGAAAAAAAAGUUCUAUAAAUAGAGAAAAUAAGUUUGUCAUGAUUACAUAUAAAUAUUUUAAGUGAAGACAUAGGAUUGUAUAGAUUGAGUGUAUGAGCCAAAAAUAUAUUAAGCAUGUAAUAAAUAUAUAGAAAGUCAAGAAUUGCAAAUAAUUAAUAUUAUUAUUAGAAUCUGUUAUGACCAGCAGUGUAAACGCACUGCCUAACGCCCUUCUUUCCGCACAGAAUAUAGGAAAAUAGAUAUAUUCUUUAUUAUACUUAUAAAAAGCAAUUCUAACUUGUAAAAAAUAAUUUUUCUUCGUUAUCUUAGAAAGAGUUAUACAAAAAUCAUAACCCUCCUUUUUGUUUCGCUCUAGUCGGCUAAAAAACUGCAUUACAAAGAGUUGUAUUUUAUCGCAAUAAGCAUUCCUAUAAGGAAACUAGUAAAAAGUAUUUAAAUACGAAGAAAAAGCUAGCUGGCUGCAAUAUUAUGAAUUAUAAAAUUAAUAUACAGUAGAAUUUCGAUUAUUCUAGUCAAAUAAAACCGGGACUAUUCCGUUAUAUCGAAAAUCCGGAUAAUCGAUUUCAAAGUCAAAUCAAACAAUACUUAAUAUUAAUAUGUGUAUUUUUUUAUUAUGUAAAAAGUUUUAUAUACGUUAUUUAGACAAUACGAUGUAAAAAUUAAGAGCUAUAAAGGUAAUGGAUUACAUAAUACCUAUGUACCCUAUUAAAAAAUAUUACCAUUUCUAAAUUGGUAAUAAGAGCCGUGAAUAAUAAGUUCGGAUAAUCGAAUAUUCGGAUAAUCGAGAUUCUAUUGUAUACUGUAAGUAUUUGAGACUUUAUAAGAGGGUAAAAAAUACAUAUGAAAGUGCUCGUUGCUUUUUAAAAUAAGUAUAAAUAAAAAAAUAUAAGGUAAAGGUUUACGACGUAUCGUGUAUGUGGAAUCCGCCACGCACUAAACAAAUAUUCCAUAACUAUGUGAUACUAGCUCUUGCUCGUGGCUUCGUUUGCUCCCAUACAAACUUUCAACUCCCGUUUUAUUUCCUUAUGUGUUGAUUUUUUUUAAAUUCCUUUUUAAUUAUUUAUGUACGCUAUAUAAAAAUCUGUGUGUGUUUUUCAACCUGUUCGUGAUGUAAACGACCGCGCACGCAAUCCGGCGCAUUACGCUGGCGGAUUCGCAAACGUGAUACGCUGUCACUCAGGAGCUACACUUAAAGCAAAAAUACGCGAGAACAUAUUGGCGGACUGAUACAGUAUGUUAUGAAAUCCAUUCUUUAAAACCAGCGUUUAUAACAAUAGGUAUGUGCAUUGGUAAAGAUAUAGUUGUUCCAUUUUUUUUUAUUGUGAUUUUUUUGUUUUUUUUGUUAUAUUAAAAUAAAGAUUUUUCUAGGAUUUUUUUCUGAGAUCAUAUUAAUGAAUACCUACCAUGAAAUAUUUUUCAAAAUUUCGAGGUUGCAUGAAACACAAAUUUGAUGUUAAAAUUACUUAAUACAUAUCGUUUAAAAAUAUUUAAAAUGUUAAAAUAUUGUUUUUCAGAAUAUUAGUAGGAUUUAUGACGAACGAAAUGUUCCGUUCCAUUUACUGGGCCGAUUUUGGUACGAACAAAAACAUGAAAUUGAACUGGAAAAUUCGGGAUUUCAUUUCGUGGUAGACCCCUAACACUAGUUUCAAGGAAUGAAUUUAGUUAAUGAACAUACUUAUAUAUAUUUUUAAUACUACUAUUAAAUAUUCUGUGCCACGAAACACAUUUAGCAUUAUUUAGAAGAUAGCAGUAUUUAGUAUCAUUACCAAAUAUAUUGAUUAUAUGUGUAUUCUAAGACUUUCUAUAGUAAAAUGUAUACAGGUCUAAAUGUACAUAAUGUCUUGUAUUAGUAAGGUGCCUUCCGAACUGUUGGUGCGAUGUAUUGAUACGGUUUGUUAUGUUUCGUUCAAUAAACACCAAAAGAUAAAUAUUGCACGAGUG
Messenger RNA from Galleria mellonella (greater wax moth), 4371 nucleotides. It is a transcript of the gene PhKgamma, whose product is annotated as phosphorylase b kinase gamma catalytic chain, liver/testis isoform. NCBI's taxonomy places the organism in Eukaryota, Metazoa, Arthropoda, Insecta, Lepidoptera, Pyralidae. Gene Ontology annotation, molecular function: calmodulin binding; ATP binding; phosphorylase kinase activity. The transcript is spliced from 12 exons. Gene Ontology annotation, biological process: glycogen biosynthetic process; protein phosphorylation. The record is from RefSeq and is a predicted model, not a curated record. Gene Ontology annotation, cellular component: phosphorylase kinase complex. The coding region runs from base 467 to 1546 and encodes 359 amino acids.